Messenger RNA from Seminavis robusta, 1384 nucleotides. The record is from the annotation of a GenBank genome assembly. NCBI's taxonomy places the organism in Eukaryota, Bacillariophyta, Bacillariophyceae, Naviculales, Naviculaceae.
AUUGACUGUGGACUGAAGCCGUCCUCCCAAGGAUCUUUCGAGCCGAAGCCAAACAGCCAAUGGCAACACCUGCCUGAGCCUGCCUCAUUCUCCCGUUGUUGCUGCUAAAGAGACCAUCAUACAGACUAUUAUAAAGUUCGACAACUUGCAAGCUAGUACACCAUGGCUCCUUCUUACAAGCUCCAUGCCCCCGAGGCGUCGUUCCGUGCAUUUCCAGCUCUGAUUGCGGCCGAGUACAACGAUGUGGAAAUGGAUAUCAGUACGGAUCUCAAGGCAGCCGCUCUGUCGCCCACGGGGAAACUGCCAUUGUUGGAGAUUACCAAGGGAUCUACUGUGACGCGGAUCUUUUCCAGCCAUGCCAUUGCCCGAUAUGUGGCGGGGAUCCGCCGUGAUACGGGAUUGUUGGGUAGCAGCAUCAGCGAACAAGCCGCCAUUGAUGCCUGGAUUGACUUUUCCGCACAAGAUCUAGAGCUACCGGCUUGUGUCUGGUUCUAUCCCGUUGCUGGCUACAUGCCGUUUUCGGCAGAUGCCUAUGAAAAGGCCAAGACAGACUUGGCAGCGUCCAUUGAUAUCCUGGAAAAACAUUUGGCCAAAACCAAAACAACCUACCUGGUCGGAAAUGACAUUACGCUAGCUGAUAUCGUCGUCGCUUCCACCCUUCUCUAUCCCUUCAAAUUGGUAUGCGAUAAGCAGUACCUGGGAAAGUUCAAUGCCGUCAAAGCAUGGUUCACAAAAUGCGUAGAUCAAGAUGAAUUCAAACAAGUCAUUGGACAAGUCACCAUGUGCAACAAGGAAGCCAAGGCUCCGGGUCAUGCAGCAGAACCAAAAAAGAAACAAUCCGCUCCUGCUCCGGCACCUGCUCCAGCACCUGCCCCGGCUCCAGCACCAGCUCCUGAACCAGUACAAGAAGAAGAAGAAGAAACCGAGCCGCGACGAUUGGUCGCCAUUGCGGUCAAGCCAUGCGCUGGAGUGGAUCCAGAAGGACUGUACAAGAAAAUCACCGAAACCAUCACGUCGCAACCAGAGUACAAAUUGAAGUGGGACGAAAAAUGCAAGGUCGAUAGCGGAAAAAUCUAUGCAUCCUUUACCAUUCACUUGGAAGCCGAUUUUGACGAAGAAGUCAUGGAAAUGAUUGAAAUGAUGGAGGACGAGGUAGCUGGGCAAGAAGUCACAUUUAUGAAUGCCAUGGAGUAGUAGAAACCACAACAACAACAACAAAACUACCUUCUCAAUGUAAAUGUACACUUUUUGGGUCCUCCCCUGGAUUAUUUGCUCCUGGAAUCAGCUUGAUAACAAAAAAUAGUAAGAUGGGUUGCCAGGCGUUGGCGUAUGGUGUGGUUUGUGUUGGGAUGUUAAUAAGGUUCUUGGCUUGUCUCCGACAAAU